CGCAGCCUGCUGGCCCGUCAGCUGACACAUAAACAACUAUGGCCGCUCCCGAGUUAAGUUUUCAGAUAGUGUACGAGUUUUUCGUGGAAAACGGUGGUAAAGUGAAAAACAAGGACGCUGUGCGGCAUUUUAAACGAUACCUGACGGAUCCGGCAAGAAAAAAUGAAAACAGACUGCGGUUCAAGGAAUACGUAAACGCGUUGGCGCACACUAAACAAGAAGGUGACGAAAAAGUCCUUAUCCUCAAAACCAAGUACCUAAACCGGCAAGAACCACCGUCCUCUCCUCUAAGCACCUCCAGCAGUUCUCUCAGCCUCACUCAGAACGACCCAAGAAACAAUGUGGGAUUGCCGAAUGUUCCUGUUGGAAGUGGCUUCCAAUCGUAUGGCAGCACUACCUCACUUAAUACACCGACAAGACAGCCGCCUCCUUAUAGAAAUCCGCCUCCAGUGGUGUCGCCUUCAGCUUCCCUGGAUAGUAUCAGUCUGAGCUCAGCGUCCACUCAGGAAGAGAGGCCAUCGGCGCCUCCAAGGCGCCGAUCAAACGCAACAGAAAGUGAUGGAGCUCAGACUAGCAAGGAGAAUAACCUUGCCAGUCCAGAGGAUAAUAAGGAAAACAUGGAGAAAAGUGGGCUGAGUGUUAAGGAGAGGACGCAGCAAUUCAACCGAUUGGCUUCUGUGGAGGACGAGCUGAGCCCGAGGGUUCCAAAGAGUGCAGAAAAGGACCGAAACAAGAGCUGGAUGGCUGAUGAUACGGACAUUUCUCCUCUAACACCGUUGGAACCAAAAAAAUGCCAAGAAUGGUACGUGACAGCGAGUAGAGGAGAUUGCCAGGAGCUGCUGAAGCUGGCCAGAGACGAGCCAAGAUUAGUCAACAAAAAGGACCCCUUCACGGCGACUGUUUUACACUGGGGAGCCAAAUAUGGAAAUGCUGAAAUAAUCAAGAUAUUUGCCGGAAAAUACAAGGUGAACGUCAAUGGAAAAACGAAUGGGGGUUAUACACCUUUACAUAUAUCGGCCCAGUUUGACCACAGAAACAUUUUCAAGCUACUCAUCGAAGUGUACAAAGCCGACACAAAGAUCCGAGACUACAGUGGCCGUACGGCCGAGUACUAUCUUCUGAGCAAAGAACAGAAGGAAAACAGCCAGGUGACGCUACGUAAAACUAAAGGAAGGAAGAAGCAAUCGGAUAAAGACUUGGGCUUUCUGAGGAUCGGUUCCUUGAACGUGAGGGUCAAGAAGACUACAGAGGCCUUCAGCAACUUCUUAGGAGUAGGAAAUAGUGGAUCCGUAAAUCCGAUCAAUUCCACGUCGGAAGAAGUGCAGAAAGGCUGGGGAUCGGCCGACAAUAUCAGCAAGGAUUGUACGAUGCAACCGCCCAAAGGCGUUUUUCGAAAAAAGUCAAAACGAGCUGCAGAUUCAGGGCUGAGUAGCACGCCGUCAACCCCAAGGGCCCCAGUAAAGAACUACUCGACCAGCAGCCUCCCUUUAACUCAUCAUAUCAACGACUCAGAUUCGGACAAUGCGGCCGGAUUUGACUCUAACUGGCAAAAUUAGCCCAACCAAUGAAUCUACUUAAUCGGAAGCGCUUAAGACGUAACGUGGUUGUAUUUUAGUAUGUUUGGCUCAUUCAUAAAUGAGCAAAUUGCAUUAAUAUAAUGCCGAAUAGUUGAGGCACUGCGUGCAAAUAUUUGUUGUAUGUGUAAAAAUCAAAAUGUUUAUCAUCGUGACGACAAAAAAGCUUUCCGCAUACCCAUAUGAAACAUCUGAAAAAUUUGCCGAAGUGAAUGAAAACACUCACUGUUGUGUGCGGCAAAACAAAUUUAACCCGCAUAGUCAUGUUGUUUUUUCCGCGUCAUCUGGCCAGCACCUGGAAAAAUCCCGAGUUUUUGCAAUUUGAUUCACUGUGCCAUUCAGGAAGAUACUUUUCUCAAAUGGCGCGUCCAGGAAAAAAGCAAUCAAGCGAGCAGUGCGUUGAUAAUAUCUAGUCGCGUGUCGAUUAAUAGAAUCCAAGCAAUCCAGCCUGGAAACGGUUUGUUCCAAAUUUUAACACCUGAAAUCCGGUGUUGAAAAUAGAUUGCUGAAAACGGUGUUACGGUUGCGUAAAUAUACAGAUACGAGGUACUUUUAUGUACGCAAACCAACUCAAAUAGCCAGACAUUGUGCAGCUUUACAACACAUUGAACCCCCUGGUAAUCGCUUCGAGCACAUCUUGCCGAAUAAAGUGUGCGCAAAGCACUUUUUUUUAUCUAAACCAAAAUUAAAAAUGUAUCCUGUACUGUAUGAUAAACGGAAGUAGAACACGGUACAUGUGUGGCUCUUGUGUAGUGCAUGCGGCAUUUUUUUCAGAUUAUUUCAUAUGGUUAUUAACGGGAAGUAUACAUUAGUCGACGGUGUACAGGUUAAUGUUUACGGCAUUCUAUCAGUUGUUUUCGAUUUAAUCGAGAUGUUGCGGAAAAUGUUGAAAAAAUGUUCAAUGUGCGCUUAGUUUACGAGGUUGUUUAUUUAUAAUUAUGUACUGCUAUAAAAAUCAGUCAAUAAAUAGAAUAUUUUACA
This is a messenger RNA of Dendroctonus ponderosae (mountain pine beetle), 2555 nucleotides long. It is a transcript of the gene sowah, whose product is annotated as ankyrin repeat domain-containing protein SOWAHB. Bases 39 to 1556 code for a protein of 505 amino acids. Gene Ontology annotation, molecular function: protein binding. The transcript has 13 exons. NCBI's taxonomy places the organism in Eukaryota, Metazoa, Arthropoda, Insecta, Coleoptera, Curculionidae. The record is from RefSeq and is a predicted model, not a curated record.